CCCUCAACGCAAAGGAGAUAACGGUUCAAUUAAACUCUGGAGCUUUGUCUGCACAACCUGCUGCUCUGUCUGUGUGGAAUGUCACACAAGAAGAUGCUGCAAUGCUCCAUGGGAUCUGUGCUUCUGCUCUUACCCUGGUUUGGUGGCCUGGUCCUGGGAGAGAUCAGCAAGGACUUCUCCCAGUGCUUUGACUUCUUCUAUAAGGAAACUCCACCCACAGGUAUCCCAGCAGAGGGGUACCAGCCAGUAUGCCAGCGCUACCAAAACCAGUACCGCUUUGCAACCCUGUAUCACCGCCAGCAUCGUUCACCUCUGUACUCUGCGUACAAACUCAGUCCUCCAGAUGGCAAGCGGCCCAAACAGGCAUGGAUGUAUGAACCUCAGUUGGCGUUUUCCCGUGGCAGCUCAGAGAUGCAAAUCUUCUCUACCCCCGUGGACCAGAAUGUGAAGGAGAGCCAAGCGGUGAAGGCGGACUACAAGAACUCCGGCUUCACCAGAGGCCACCUCAAUCCAAGCCUGCACCACGAGACGGAACAAGACCGCAGGGCCACCUUUACUCUGACUAACAUAGUCCCACAGCGAGCGCGCUCCAACAACGGACCAUGGACUGUUCUGGAGCAGGAGGUGUUAACAAAAUUCAAGGCCUUCUGCAACGGGACUAUGCAUGUGAUCACUGGAGUCAUGCCGUACGAGUCUGAACCACAAUGGAUCAACAACAGGGUGUCUGUCCCUGAGUACAUGUGGUCGGCCUACUGCUGCCCAUCCUUCAGAUCCGACCUUCCCAUGUCCGAGCAGCGCUUUUUCCCCACGUAUGCUGCAGUGGGAAGGAAUGAUCCUAACAGUGGAGAGGAGUUUGUUCCAGUUAACGUCACAGCGAAACCCUCGGUUAGGGGCUACGAGGUGAGGCGCAUGUCCUUAGAGGAGCUGGAGGACAUCCUGAGACAGAGGCUGGACAUGACCAUCACUCUGUUUAAUGGACAGUGCCAGUAAAUGUCUCUGGCACUGCUGUAUGGCAUUAAAUGGGUGACAAGCCUUCUGGUUAAACAAAAUGAAUAUUAAUUUUCCACUUUGUUUAUACACAUGCCAACACCUCCAAAUAAAAUGGUUGUACAUUUCACACUUUGUACUCUCCGUAUGUACUGCAGCAGGCAGAUGCUGUGCCAGCAGGAUGUUGUAAAGUACAAAUUAUGCUAAGUAACAAGUAACUCUAUGGAAAAACUGUGAAUUUUCUCACGAGGUUUUCUCUUAAUUAGUUAAGAACUUAACCACCUUUACCUGAUAGGGUGAACCAUUCAUCCCACUAUACAAGGCCCAAAGCUGGCUGAUCAUUUAAAUAAACACAAAUAGAUUCAGGACUGUAUUACAUGUAUGCACUAAACUGGAAAACCCAAUAAUCACAUAAAAUAUUAAUGUCUCUAAUGAUGUCAGUUGAUGUUCUAUUUAAUUGCACAUCCUCUACAAACACAUUUUGAUUGAAAUAGUUUUAACCCUAAAGCUUUGGGGACACUUGAAACCAGGAGGGCACUUUGCAUGAUUUGCUAAUGCUAAGCUUUGCUAAAUGGCGUCGAUAUGAAAGUAUUGUAUUUUUAAAACACUAUGAAUAUUAAAUAGUAUAUACUGUAUUUAGCCAAAACAAUAAUAAACUACGAAUAAAUAACAAAACUGAAAAGGUUAAGGACACUUUUGUUACAUCAUUUCUUUGAGCCCUUUUGACUUCCACAACCCAGUAAGUUGU
Molecule: messenger RNA, 1735 nt
Organism: Pungitius pungitius (ninespine stickleback)
Lineage: Eukaryota; Metazoa; Chordata; Actinopteri; Perciformes; Gasterosteidae
Product: endonuclease domain-containing 1 protein-like
Exons: 2
Coding region: 79-990 (303 amino acids)
Molecular function (GO): nucleic acid binding; hydrolase activity; metal ion binding
Source: RefSeq, a predicted model, not a curated record